Leguminivora glycinivorella is the source of this 749-nucleotide messenger RNA. RefSeq names its product rRNA-processing protein FCF1 homolog (gene Bka). NCBI's taxonomy places the organism in Eukaryota, Metazoa, Arthropoda, Insecta, Lepidoptera, Tortricidae. The transcript has 2 exons. Gene Ontology annotation, cellular component: nucleolus; small-subunit processome. The record is from RefSeq and is a predicted model, not a curated record. Bases 111 to 725 code for a protein of 204 amino acids.
GUCAAUUUUUUUGUCAGUAUUUGUCACUAUCGUAUCGUAUCUAAACCUAACCUGUAAUAAUUGUUCAUUUAUUUUGUUUUUUGUAUUUAUUUCAACAAAGGAAUAAAGAAAUGGGGAAACAACGUAAAACUCGUAAAAUUGUAGAAAAGCGGUUCGCGCAAAUGAAGAAAAUGAUAAGUCCUACUGAUAGUCGAAUAAAGAAAAGUGAACGAGCUCCCCCAAAAAAAAAGAAAGAAGAUCCUCACAAACUGAAGAUUCGCGAAGUUCCUCAAGCAAGCUCAGCUCUGUUCUUCCAAUACAACACUCAGUUAGGCCCUCCUUAUCACAUCUUAAUCGAUACUAACUUCAUUAAUUUCUCAAUCAAGAACAAAUUGGACAUAAUGCAGAAUAUGAUGGACUGUUUGUAUGCAAAAUGCAUCCCCUACAUAACAGACUGUGUUUUGGCAGAGUUGGAGAAACUUGGUCGAAAGUAUCGAGUAGCACUAAGGAUAAUAAAGGACCCUCGCUUUGAAAGGAUUACUUGCCUUCACAAGGGCACUUAUGCUGAUGAUUGUAUAGUACAGAGGGUAAUGCAGCACAAAUGCUACAUAGUUGCGACCAACGACAAGGACUUGAAGAGGAGAAUAAGGAAGAUACCAGGCGUACCUAUUAUGUAUGUUGCAGACCAUAAGUAUACUAUAGAGAGGAUGCCAGAUGCCUAUGGGGCACCAAAGGGAGCUAUUUAGAAAUAAAGUUAGGUUUAACUGUUA